AUGGCUGAAAAAGAUAAAGAGACGGCGUCUUCACCGGCCUCGACACAAGAUUCGACAUUGAUCACUGAUACUGGUCCCUCUGCCGGUUAUCAAGCCACCAAACCCGAGUCUAAGCCCCAACGCUCCUCUUUCAAGCACCUCUUCUCCUUCACGAAAUGGAAUCACACGGCGCCACUGCUUGCGGCACUGGUUGCGUCUGCCGCAAUUGCCUCGAUCAAGUCCCUCCUGUCUGUGGUCUUGGGCAAAACCUUCGACGCUGUCUCCGACUUUGGGGUUGGCCAUGGUUCUGGCAGUGAGACUCUCGACAAUGUAGCUCACUGGGCCCUGAUUCUGCUGGGCAUGGGCAUUGCCGAUUGGGUUGCAAGCACGGCGCUCCUCUUGCUAUGGAUCAUCUUUGGAGAACUGCAAGCCAACUCGGCUCGAAAAGUCAUCUUUGAAAGUCUGCUGUCUAAGAAGAUGUCAUGGUUCGACUCGCUGGACCAGGGCAUCUCCAGUCUGCUGGUCAGGAUACAGACGCAAGAUAGUCAAACUCGGGAACUCCAACUGGCAGCAUCUCAAGUUCUCGGACUACUGGUCACGGACUUGAUUGUCUCGGUUGCUUCACUUGCUAUCGCCUUUUCUUCUUCCUGGAAGCUCACCCUAGUCCUCAUCGCAACCUUGCCCGUCUCGCUUGUGAUCAUGUCAAUAGCAACUCGUCGGCUGGACCCGGCGAUUCAAUCUCAGAAGCUCCAUCAAGAGACUGCCUCAAAAUUGGCCACCUCGUCUAUCAAAGCAAUCGAAAUCGUCAAAAUUUUCAACGGAGGCGAUCACGAGCUCCGGCAGUAUUACGAGGCAAUCAAAUUGGCUAGCAAACAAUAUCUCAUUCAAGCCAAGUGCAAUUGCUUCCAGAUGGGCUAUGUCGCCUUCUGGGUCAUUGGCAUGUUCGUUGCGGCAUUUUGGUACGGCACCGUCCUCGUCGAACAAGGACUGAGCCCCGGCCAUGUCAUCACGACCUUUUUCGCAACUCUCACGGCAUUCCAGGGGAUCGAGGCCUUACUCCCACAAUGGCUGGUUUUGGCAAAGGGCAUGUCAGCAGGGUUGUUCCUAUCAUCGCUAUCGAACCAAAGUGAUGACAAGACUGGCAACACUCAAAGCGGCCGCACCCGGCCGGCGGCUUGUGUCGGCAACGUGGACCUGGUAGAUGUCACAUUCGCAUAUCCGUCCAAUCCCACAAAGGCGGUUCUCAAUCGAUCAUCCAUGUCCUUUCUGCCAGGCCAGCUCACGUUUAUUGUGGGAAGAAGCGGAUCUGGGAAGAGCACAAUCGGCAAUCUCAUCGCUCAAUUCUACGAUCCGUCCUCGGGGAUUGUCUGCUUAGAUGGGCAUCCACUGACAACUCUGGACGAGGAUUGGGUUCGAUCCAACGUUACUCUCAUUCAGCAAUCGAGCGUAAUGUUUGACGAUAGCGUCUUCAACAAUGUGGCCGUUGGCUUUGGCGACCCAGAAAGUGUAUCGAAGGAAGCCGUUUCGUCAGCUUGCGAAUUUGCAUUGCUGCAAUCCACAAUCAGCAGCCUGCCUCAGGGUCUCGAAACACGCAUCGGCCCAAGUGGAAUACAGCUGAGUGGAGGCCAAGCACAGAGACUUGCACUUGCUCGAGCAAGGAUUCGAGAUCCAACUGUCCUCAUUCUCGAUGAAGUGACAAGCAGUCUGGAUCAGGUCAAUCGGGGCCUGGUGAUGGAUGCUAUUAGGGAGUGGCGCCGAGGGAAAACCACCAUCAUCAUCACGCAUGAUGUUGAUCAAAUCGAGGAUGAAGACUUUGUCUACGUCAUGGACAAUGCUUCUCUGGUGCAACAAGGGCUACGGAAAGAAUUGGACUCGCUUUCCACAGGGCCAUUCAUAAUGCUGUCCCGCCUAGCUCCCAUUGAAGUAAGGCCUCCUUCACCGACUCAGAGGGAACGUACUGCAUCUGGUUUGCUCGGCUCGACUAAACGGACCACCUCGACUAUUAGCGAAACCUCACAUGACAAGGCACUAUCCAUGUCAAACCCGGCCCGGAACCGGUUCUCUCAGUAUAAGGCGCUGGGAGCUGGCACUGCCAUUGCUUUGGAAAUGAGGAAGAAGCAGAUAUGGGAAGGCUUUGAUGUCGGAGAAGAACCUAGAGAAAUUGCACGAUCUGGAUCGUUUUGCGAAGCCGAGAAGAGACAGUCUUCCAACACUGUUGACGAAGUCUAUGGAUCACCUCGCAGAUGCAGUUGCCCGGAGCCUGAUGACCUGCUCUAUGUUUUUGGGAAAGCAGAACGCCGGGAGGGCAUCCCUGGCCUGCGCCUCGCUGCCACCCAUGUAGCACCCCCAGUCAUGGACGAGGGUAUCAUCACAAAGAACAGGAGGCCCAAGCCGAGCACUCUGCUGAAAACACUAGGUACUGUGUGGCCAAUACUUAGGGCGUCCGAUCGAGCAAUCUUCGUUGUCGGAAUUGUGGUGUGCAUCAUCGCUGCUGCGGCAACGCCGAUAUUCUCAUUCUGUCUCUCACGGCUGUUUGGGGUGCUGUGGCUGCCAGACAACAGGGCGGCCGAAGCGAAAAAGUGGGCGUUAUACCUGAUGGCUACAGGCAUUAUUGACGGCACUGCCACUGGUUUUGGUCACUAUAUGCUCGAGAGAACCGGCCAGUCUUGGGUGAAUGCGCUUCGCCUGGAGGCUUUGAAGAGGAUCUUGCAGCAGUCAAAGUCGUGGUUUGAUAAGGAGUCGAACUCAGCCAGCCGAAUCAACGAAUGCCUCGACAGGGACUCAGAAGAGACGCGAAACAUUGUCGGGCGAUUCAUCCCCCUCUUCAUCAGUGCUGUUGGCAUGAUUACCGUCUCCGUGAUAUGGGCGCUCACAGUAUCCUGGAAGCUGACUCUCGUCGCCCUCGCACCCUUACCCCUGAUUGUGGGAGCCGUCAAGGGGUAUACCACUCUCAGCGAGAAGUGGGAGGCCAGGUGCAACCAAGGAGCGACUGAUGCUGGUGCUCUUCUCAACGAGACUUUUGUCAACAUCCGCGUCGUGCGGGCCCUGAAGCUCGAGAAAUAUUUCAGUGCAAAGUACCAAAAGUCGAUGGCGCAUGUCUUUGGCCUGGGAAAGCGGAGGGCAGGCUAUACCUGCGCAUUGUUUGGGCUGUACGAGUCCAUGAGUUUCCCCCUGACAGCGCUGGUCUUCUACUAUGCCACCGUGUUACUGACUCGCAACGACGGCGUGACCCUCACUCAGAUGCUGCAGGUCAUCAACCUGCUGCUGUUCAGUAUCGGAAUGUCGGCCGGUGCCUUGGAUGGCAUGCCCCAGCUGACAAUGGCCCAAGCAACCGCGACCCGGCUGCUAGGCUACGUGACGAUGCCCAUUGAGCCCGAAGAACAAGGAGACAGAGGAACUAAGCUUUCGAACCCCUUGCCCAUUUCGCUCAGAGACGUGGAAUUCACAUACCCGCAGUCUCCCAACUCGCAGGUCCUCCGCGGAGUCUCUUUUGACAUCACGCCCGGAAGCUGCACCGCCAUCGUCGGCUCUUCCGGCUCUGGCAAAUCCACAAUCAUCUCCCUCCUCACGGGCCUCUACCGUCCGUCAAACCACACGGCAUCAUCGCUCACAUACGCCGGCAUCCCCUCUUCGGCCCUCAACACGCACCAUCUCCGCUCCACAAUGGCCUACGUCUCUCAAACGCCGCGUCUCUUCCCGACCUCCAUCCUCGACAACAUUGCCUACGGCCUCCCCCCCGCCUCCUCCCUCCGCAAAGAAGCCAACAUCCACGCCGCCGCCAAAGCGGCCAACAUUCACGACUUCAUCGUCUCUCUGCCCCAAGGAUACGCCACCCCCGUCGGCGAAGGCGGCAUCGCCCUGUCAGGGGGCCAGGCACAGCGCCUGAGCAUCGCCCGCGCGCUCGUCCGCCAGCCACGGCUUCUGGUAUUGGAUGAGCCGACGAGUGCGCUCGACGCGGAGUGCUCGGGCAUGAUUAGGCAGACCAUCUCGGAGCUGGUAGGUAGGGCGCGGACGAAGGGGCAGGAGGAGAUGAUGGCGAUUGUCAUGGUGACGCAUACGCCUGAGAUGAUGCGCAUAUGCGACAACAUUGUUGUGAUUGACGGGGGCGUCAAAGUCGAAGAGGGGACGUAUGAGGAGCUCAUGGCGGCGAGGGGAGCGUUUCGACAUCUUGUUAGUAGGGGGGGAUGGCACGGCGGGGAGAAGUCGUGA
Trichoderma reesei QM6a is the source of this 4188-nucleotide messenger RNA. Its product is annotated as ABC-transporter. The transcript has 5 exons. NCBI's taxonomy places the organism in Eukaryota, Fungi, Ascomycota, Sordariomycetes, Hypocreales, Hypocreaceae. Gene Ontology annotation, molecular function: ABC-type transporter activity; ATP binding; ATP hydrolysis activity. Gene Ontology annotation, biological process: transmembrane transport. Gene Ontology annotation, cellular component: membrane. The coding region runs from base 1 to 4188 and encodes 1395 amino acids. The record is from RefSeq and is a predicted model, not a curated record.